This is a messenger RNA of Phytophthora infestans T30-4, 2427 nucleotides long. RefSeq lists its product as uncharacterized. Bases 106 to 2427 code for a protein of 773 amino acids. NCBI's taxonomy places the organism in Eukaryota, Oomycota, Peronosporomycetes, Peronosporales, Peronosporaceae. Gene Ontology annotation, molecular function: protein binding. The record is from RefSeq and is a predicted model, not a curated record. The transcript is spliced from 5 exons. Gene Ontology annotation, biological process: motile cilium assembly. Gene Ontology annotation, cellular component: ciliary basal body.
CGUUGACAGCAUCUCAUGCCGUGACAUGCAACCCCCCGACGCUUCGCUUCCACCAACUAUUAGUGUCUGGUGUCUUGAGAACACGCCACUGAAGGUCAUUGCACGAUGGGGAAGAAAGCGUUAAAGCUCGAGAGUUCUACGGACGGACUGGGGACUAGAAAGAAGAAAUCACGACCGCGAAAGUCACUCAUGAGACAACAUCGACGAGACAGUCUUCGAGCCGAGCAACCGCAGAGUCCUGAGGCCGAAUCUCUGCUGAAAUCCACAGAAGAGACACAGCCACAUCCUAGCAGUCAAAGCGGAAAGUCGAGUCAACCUCCGCCUCAGCGAGCUGAAGAAGACGAAAGCAACGGCAAGAAUCAAGCUGAAACGCAACAAAACGAGCCGAGCCCACAGUCGACAGCUCGUCGCUCCACUUUCCUGUCAUGGCGCAGUCGGAACUCCACCACGACAAUUGUCGAAGAUGCGCCGCCAGCGUCGUGUCCUUUGACGUGUCAGCCCUCGAGCUGCUUCAUUGGCUCACUCAAUGGAACCAUCAGCGAGAUGCAUCUCCCACUGCUCACUAAACUCACAAAAGCUCGUAUGGAUGCACUUAAAGCCUCUCCAAAGCAACGUCACCUUGAAGUGACAAUUGAGCACUCGGACGAGUUACCGUUUGGAGCGUACUCCCACCCACAAGUGCGUGUUCAUAUCGUCGAUAGAUGCACUGGGAGAGCGUUGUGUCCGCCACAGAUGACAAGCGAAGCCAAGUUCUGGAUGGACAAUAACGCGAGCUGCAAGGUUAAAGCUCCGUCGAAAGGAGUUCGCUUCCGGAGAGGGAAACGCUUUGAAUCUGUGAGUACACACGACGAAGAUGACGAGUACCCGAAAGCUUUCAAUCCGACUUCUAGACUGGACUAUCGACGCAUUGCAUGGGGCUUUUUCCACACUAUUACCAAUAAGGGAACUCCAACGAUGAACUCGUUCGUGCUUCCAGAUAUACCAGACGCUAACGAGAAGAAGAAAAGGCAGUCGAUCGUCGACGUUUGUGGGUUGCGAGUGCGAUUAUUUGAGUACCAAGUCAUGACCUGGAUGGACAAAUAUCAAGCCAAGUUGCAGUGGGGAUGGAGAAAGAACCACCCAACUGUGCCAGUUGUGUUUCUCCAGUACCAGAAGCGCUCCCGUGUCUCUGCACCGAGCACGCUACAUGUGCAGCUACGAGCCACAGGCCCGCCAGCAGGGGCUUUAGAAACGACGAACGGGAGAAUAGUCAAAAAUACGGAUAAGGAGCUGAGUACAGCUGCAGAAAUUGAAGCUGGAGACAACCAAGAACCGCCAACUGCGGUCUCUGCACCAGAUACUGGCAGUCAAGUGGCUGCUCCUGAAGCCAUUUCAAGCGAUUCGUUCGAUUUAAUGGCGCCAUACGGCAGUGUUCGUCUAUGGAAUCUUCCAUGCAAGAAUGAAGUGAAGUGUCCCGAGUCUCACCGCACUCUUUUACUCUCGUUGGUGUAUCAGUGGCACCACUUUCCGAGCUUCGUAUACAGCGCUAUAUUUCUUCCUGGAAGUACUGGAGAGAUCGUACUUACAGGUGCUUCCGAUGGCUGUAUGCGCUUCCGGAAAGAGUCUUCCGUAAUGAAUGGACAACCUGAAUACGGAAUGCUCCAGGUGAGCUCUGCUGCUGUACAGGCUAUUUGUGUGGAGGCCAAGUCCGGACGAGUCUUUUGUGGAGAUGCUAAAGGUGAAAUUUCAGUAUGGAGACGCACAGCAAACGCUUCGACCCUGGACGGCUAUGAACGCAUCAAGACGAUCCAAACUGGCCAGACGAGUAUCACUUCGCUUGAGCUGCACCCUCGAAAGGCUCACCUGCUGGCUCAAACACAACCAAACGCCAUUUUUCAGUACGAGUUGCGGUCUUAUCUUCUGCUGAACAAAAGUUAUGCCGGUGUGGCGUGCGAAUCUUUGCUGGUGAAAAGCACAUUUAGUCCGGACGGCAAAUUGGUCAUUAGUGGGUCGGAAGAUGGCGUUCCUCGGUUGUUUACCAGUUUGCAUGGACAGCAACUACAACGUGGUGUCUGGGGUACUCAUUUCUUCCACGAGUACCCUGUGUUGGAUGUGAGUUGGUCACCUACGGCGCAUAUGGCAGCACUCUGUUCUUAUGGAGGGGACAAUCCGAUUGUGGUGCUUUGUUCGUACCGAGGCGUAGAAGAUGCUGUGUACAUUGAUGAAUCUGCUUCACAAGCCACGCCGAAUACGACGACGAACCUUCAUCUGGCUGUAAAUGUCUUCCGAGGAGCGAACCAACUGGAAAGAUUCAGUGGUGACCAUGCCCAACGUCUCCAGCGAGCGCUGGAACGGCGUCAAAAGCGUCUACAAGCAAAGUUGUCUCUGGAAGCCGAGGCUAGUACGGGCCAAAAUAGCAACAACCUGACGUCGUCUGUUGCAGUGUAA